CCUCAAUCCUCAGUCUUCUUCACUCUGCCAUCGCGACAUCCCACUACUCUCACUACUCUCACUACACUCAACAUCCACUCCCCGGACAACAUGAAUCCCCUUGGUUGUCAAUGAAGAACUCCUGGUUCAAAACUGUCAACGACCAUUACCAGAACGCCAUCUCCAUCCUCACUGGUAAACCCACAUCUUCACAACCCGCCUCUCCAGACGACGACAACGCCCACCGCCGCCGCCGCCACCAACACCACCACUCUCCACCUCACUCCCACCUCAAUGCCUCUAGAUCUGCGCUCCUCUGGGCUGCCAUGCCCUCCUCUACCCUGCCUACCAGCCGGUACCUGACCAGACGUGUGACCAGUUUCAUCGACAAUCAUGACAGUUCAGAGCGUGACCCUAUCGCGCUGGACAGCGAUGAAGACCCAAGUCAGUCUCCUCCACGGUCCCGCCCAACUGGACUCUCCACAGACAAGAUAUCACGACCUCCCCCGUCCAAACGACCAGAGAGGUCAUUGAGGCGUAGCAGCGAAACCCGAGGAGAAUCUAGGCUGUUAGGUGGCUACAGGUACCUUCCACUGCUGUCGAAGACAAAGCUUCUUUGGCGAACGACUGCUAACAUUCAUCUUAGUCGUCGCGGGCCUGACCCCAACGCCUUUGUGAUUGCAGAUCCCAUGAAGAAACAAUCCUUCACAUCCCAUUGGGGCAUCCGUCCUUUUAACAACUUGGAUGCCCCGCGAAAUGCUCCUCGGUCCGCCCGAAUAUUUGAAAGAACACUAGGGCAACGAGAAGGUCAAAAAUCUCCUGGCAGCAGUACGAAUGUGGGCCAACCAACAUUUCCAAUCUUGCACAGGUCAGCUCCUCAAGCGCAUCCUCAAGCUCACCAUCCAUACUUGGACCUUCCUUCGCAACAAGAAAAACACGAUCUUCCAAAUAAGCGACGAAAAUUAGAUCACCCUAACGAAAAAGGCUCCACCUCUGCAUCCCCAAUCGCUUUGGACGAGGCCAACUUGGAAGAUUCUUCAGAUGAGCUCCACGUCUCACCUAUCCAACCCAAGUCUAACACUCAUGCACCGCCAGAAUCCACAAGUCGAGAGGUAACGACGAAUUCUCACAAUGCUUCCAGACCUCUCGAAUUACCCUCUCCAGUGACAGAACGCGAAGGCGACUUCACCAAAGGAGCCGCGAAACGACGCAAGGCUACUGGUGAUGCUAUUCUGGAAACUUCCUCACCUGACUCAACAUCAGUCCUGUCUGCGAAACCACCACCGAUCUCAAAUCAGCAUUUUCUCAAACAUCCCCUCUUUUCACAGACAACCCUAGCUACACCAGAACCAACAACUCAGAACAAUAGAAGCAAUCGACAUAAUUCUGCAUCUGAUCGGCCUAUCCACUCAUUGGGGAACCGAGAUUUGACUUCCCUUAUCGUUGAAGUUCCAACAAACAGAAGAUCAUCCAAAUUCAGCGACGGCUUCAUGGGAACGCGACGUAAUCUGUCAGCACAGUCGCUUCAAUUCGAACUCGAAGAGACUGUUUAUCCAGGCUUACCUUCUUCCGACAUUUUUACUGUUGAAAUUGAGCCCGACGAAAGGCAGUUUUUUCUCAACACCCAAGACCCUCGGCUUGGCGAUGAUCCUGUCGCUGGACCAUUCUACUUCCGCAAGCUCGCACAAAUCCGCAGAGGGCCUUGCCCUAUCGUGUCGUUUAUCUUUUCACGCACCCAAAAACAUAGGGGCUCCGCUCACGAAUUGCACUUGAGAUUUCUCUCCGAAAAAUCUGCUCGCGACUUCCUCACUACGCUGCUCGAGUUGGAGGUGCGCGCCAGUGUAAUUGACAAAGAAACUGAGUGGUUAGAAAACUCGUUUCAGAGGGCCAAAUCUGCUGUCAUGGAGAUCAAUGGGCGACCACUUAAUCCUGAUGAGCUCGAGGCUGAAGAUCGCGCUGCGCAGACGGAAACCCCUCAAGCUACUAGGAUCAUUGCGCGUGAGAAGCGACCACGGAUCGUCGACAGACUUGAUGCGCCCGCACCGCAGCCGAAACGUCUCAAGACUACCCCACCAAAAGACAAUAUCGAAGUGAGCACUUCCAAAUCCCAAAACAUUAGCGAAGUUGAUCCGCGAGACAAGAUCACUCAAGAUGCCCGAGUCGAAAGAGUGCAGCGAAGGACGACUCGAGCUCAAGAUCUAAGAGAAGGCUCCUCUCGCGCAAGCCCCACUCCCAGCAAUGGAACCCUCCUCCCAUAUUCGAAAACGGGCAAGCUGGGUAAGCCUUGGGCCAGGGACCUUGUCUAUCCCAAACCAGGAAAACGUUCAGCUACUGUCCCCUUUGAAGAUCUCAGUCGGCUGAACGAUGACGAAUUCCUCAACGACAAUCUGAUCAUGUUCUUUCUCCAAUACCUUGAGACCCAUAUGGAGCGGCAUAACUCGGAACUUCACAAGCGGACCUACUUUUUCAACACGUAUUUUUUUGAGAGACUUACCAAAGGCACUAGUCAUCGUCAAGUCAACUACGAGUCAGUCAGCCGUUGGACCAAGGCUAUCGACCUGUUCAACCGUGACUUCGUUGUGGUCCCCGUCAACGAGAAUCUACACUGGUAUCUGGCUAUCAUCUGUAAUCUGCCACAGCUUCGCAGCCCGCAGCCAGAGGUCGAAUCUGAAGAGUCGCCCGUUAUCCUCAUUGAAGAUGCAGCAGCGGAUCAACCAGAAUCGACCGAGACCGAGACUGGUCGGCCUCCUGAGGUGAAGUCUGACCUGAGCCCUGAGAUUCAAGAACAGCUUGCACACCGCGAGAGCGAAGCACGACAAUCUUUGGCAGAGCUAACGAUCCGCGAUCAGACGCCCGCCACGACUGAAGUUCCGGAGCCUGCAAUCAAGGCGGGGACCGGACGGAAAGCCAAACAACAAACACGACGCUCUCUUCCCAAGUACGACGCCGAUCAGCCCAUCAUUAUCACCCUCGACUCCCUUGGUCAGGGCCGAUAUACCACAUGUCAUGCACUGAAGCAGUACAUUGUGGCUGAAGGCAAGAAUAAACGUAAUCUCGAGAUCGAUAGUACCGCCAUCCGAGGAAUGACGGCAAAGGAGAUUCCAACACAGAACAACUUUAGUGAUUGCGGCCUGUAUCUAUGCAUGUACCUGGAGCAAUUUGUUGCCGAUCCACACAACUUUAUUUCCCGGAUCUUGCAGCGAAAUGAAGAUGCUCAACAAUGGCCCAAGCAAAUCCGUAGUGGAUCGCUGAGAUCCCGGCUACGAGAGCUGAUUUUGGAGGUGCAUCGACAACAGGAAAACGAGGAGUCAGAGUAUGAAAUUCCAAAGGUCGGCGACAUCAUGAUUGAGCGGCAGGCGGCCUCGGAUCCGACUGCAAAGCCAUAUUCCAAGAGUGAGGUUCAGAUCGCAAAGGAAAGAUUUGAUCGCAUCGUAGAUGAUCUCGAUGAAGAAGGUAGUGUUCCUGCCGUCCAAGCACGCGGUGUCUUGGGGAAGCAAGUGAAUCCCUCAUCCCCUAAAGAAAUCAUAUUCGAUCCGCAAGACACGGAGAGACAUGGGCUCAGUGACACCAAGUCACCGCAGCCAUCACAACAUGCGGCAAUUAUGGAGCAUUCAGACCCAGACAAGUCGGCAGCUAGACGCAACCCCUUCAAAGUGGAAGACGCUAUGACAGGGAACAAGGCAGCAAUCCUCCAUUCCCACCGACAGCAGCCUAAACGACGGCCGGUCCAUGAAAUUGACCCAUCGGCUCGAGAGAUUCACACGAUAGGAACACGGUCAGGAAAAUUGACUCAUGAUUCCCCGUCCGAAUUGGUGGCUCACCUUCGAAGCAGCAAUCGACAUGAAAACCGCACACGCAAGCGAAAUCCAUUAGAAGAAGAAGAAGCGACCAAGUCUGCAGGGCGAUCAGCCGGGCUUUUGGUUGGCAUUGAAAGCUAUGCGGAGGAAAGGGGACUACUGGACUCAGAGGUCAUAAAUCAGAGCCCUGAAGACACAGCCCAUGUACCUAUUCGGAGAUGCAGGAAGAAGACACCAAUUUGGGACGACGAACCACGAAGCUUUGAGCAGGAAGUUGGCGACAGUCAAGAAGAAGCCGGCGGUCCAACUGAAUCGGUACGUGAUUCGGGCCGACGGACUUUGCACUUUACACGGAAAAAGGCCCCAGUGGAUCACCCUUUUGGAAGUCAACGCCGUGCACCAAGACAGAUUGAGGUCAUUGUAGACUCGCAGGAGACAAGUUCCGACAACGAGGACAACGAGAUGCUAUUGAAAUGAGCGGGCUGGAGUGUAACAGGACAAAGACAUCAAGAGCGGAGUUUUGGUUGAAACAUUACGAGGGCUGUUUCUCUGUACGCGCGUCAGUCGCAGUUGAUUGCUGGACGGGCCUUGAGCGUAGAUGAAUUCAAGACGACAUCAGAUCCUUUUGGACUCUUUCAUGAGGUAUGAAAGGCAAGCAAAAGGUGACUCUCAUGGAGGGUGCUUGGUCGUUGAGAUGUAGAACUAUAGAACUUGAAAAGACAAAUGCAUCAUGAUAUCCAUGUAAA
Messenger RNA from Exophiala mesophila, 4522 nucleotides. RefSeq lists its product as uncharacterized. NCBI's taxonomy places the organism in Eukaryota, Fungi, Ascomycota, Eurotiomycetes, Chaetothyriales, Herpotrichiellaceae. Gene Ontology annotation, biological process: protein desumoylation. The coding region runs from base 111 to 4253 and encodes 1380 amino acids. Gene Ontology annotation, molecular function: SUMO-specific endopeptidase activity. The transcript is spliced from 5 exons. Gene Ontology annotation, cellular component: nucleus; cytoplasm. The record is from RefSeq and is a predicted model, not a curated record.